Ahaetulla prasina is the source of this 2381-nucleotide messenger RNA. RefSeq names its product adaptor related protein complex 1 subunit mu 2 (gene AP1M2). Gene Ontology annotation, cellular component: clathrin-coated vesicle; clathrin adaptor complex. The transcript has 12 exons. Lineage: Eukaryota; Metazoa; Chordata; Lepidosauria; Squamata; Colubridae. The coding region runs from base 86 to 1357 and encodes 423 amino acids. The record is from RefSeq and is a predicted model, not a curated record. Gene Ontology annotation, molecular function: clathrin-cargo adaptor activity. Gene Ontology annotation, biological process: intracellular protein transport; vesicle-mediated transport.
CUAGUUCACCUGAAGGUGUAGCUCGCUCACCUGGCUCAGGUGAUUGCAAAACUCAGUCGAGGAGGAAGUAGGUUGGCCCGACAGUAUGUCGGCCUCAGCAAUUUUCAUCCUUGACUUGAAAGGCAAGCCACUAAUCAGCCGCAAUUAUAAAGGAGAUGUCAGCAUGUCGGAGAUUGAUUACUUCAUGCCACUCUUCAUGCAAAAGGAGGAAGAGUGCGACCUGACCCCAGUCCUCUCCCAUGGAAAGGUUCACUACCUUUGGAUAAAGCAUAGCAACAUCUACUUGGUGGCCAUCACCAUGAAGAAUGCCAAUGCCUCACUGGUAUAUUCCUUUCUCUAUAAAGUGGUUGAGGUUUUUUCUGAAUACUUCAAGGAGUUGGAGGAAGAGAGCAUCCGUGACAAUUUUGUCAUUGUGUAUGAGCUACUGGAUGAGCUGAUGGACUUUGGGUUUCCUCAGACGACAGAUAGUAAAAUUUUGCAGGAGUACAUCACUCAGCAGGGCAACAAAUUGGAGAUAGCUAAAUCCCGGGUUCCAGCCACUGUCACCAAUGCAGUCUCUUGGAGAUCGGAGGGGCUUAAAUACAAGAAGAAUGAGGUCUUCAUUGAUGUCAUUGAAUCUGUUAACCUGUUGGUUAAUGCCAAUGGGAGUGUCCUGCUGAGUGAGAUAGUGGGUUCCAUUAAAUUGAAGGUGUUCCUUUCUGGUAUGCCGGAGCUACGUCUGGGCCUCAAUGAUAGGGUCCUUUUUGAGCUCACAGGACGUGGAAAAAAUAAAUCUGUAGAACUCGAGGAUGUAAAGUUCCACCAGUGUGUGCGACUAUCACGUUUUGACAAUGAUCGUACUAUUUCCUUCAUUCCACCUGAUGGAGAUUUUGAGCUUAUGUCAUAUCGCCUGAGUACACAGGUGAAACCUCUCAUCUGGAUCGAAUCCGUCAUUGAGAAGUUCUCUCACAGCCGAGUGGAGAUUAUGGUUAAGGCAAAGGGUCAGUUCAAAAAACAAUCAGUGGCCAAUGGUGUGGAGAUAAGUGUGCCUGUCCCAAGUGAUGCUGACUCACCCAAAUUCAAAACCAACAUCGGCAAUGCAAAAUAUCUGCCUGAAAAGAAUACUGUUAUCUGGAAUAUAAAGUCCUUCCCAGGUGGUAAAGAAUAUUUGAUGCGAGCCCAUUUUGGGCUGCCCAGUGUUGAGAACGAGGAGCUGGAAGGUCGGCCACCCAUCUCAGUCCGAUUUGAAAUCCCCUACUUCACAGUCUCUGGGAUUCAGGUACGGUACAUGAAGAUCAUUGAAAAGAGUGGGUACCAGGCUCUGCCAUGGGUCCGCUAUAUCACCCAGAGUGGAGAUUAUCAACUUCGGGCACAUUAAUCGUAUAAUUGGACAGAUUCUGAUACUCUCAAGAAUGAAGAAGUCUGAAUGACUUUUAAUCCAGGCUCUAUCUGGAUCUGAUCUUGUAUAUUUGUAUAUUUCCUGGCAAAGUGCUGCUCUGGUCCUUAUUUCAUCCAACCACAGCUUGGGUUGAUAGUUGUUGGAGAAUUACAUCUAAGGUUGGUCUGGGAGAGAAUCAUAGCCUAUUCUUAUUCUUCUUGUUGCCUACAAUGGCAUGUAUACUGCUUCUUGGCUUGAAUGGAAGCAACUUGUUUAUAUAUUGUGCCUUGCAAGGCUUUUUGGUGAAAAAUCUUUGAUAAGUAAAAGAGCCGCUGUGGCGCAGUGGUUAGAAUGCAGUACUGCAAGAUACUUCUGCUGACUGCUGGCUGACUGCAAUUUGCCAAAUUGAAUCUCACCAGACUCAAGAUUGACUCAGCCUUCCAUCCUUCCAAAGUGGGUAAAAUGAGGACUCAGAUUGUUGGGGGCAAUAUGCUGACUCUGUAAUCCACUUAGAGAGGGUUGUAAAAGCACUGUGAAGUGGUAUAUAAGUCUAAGUGCUAGUGUUAUUGCUUCAUUCAGAAUUUCUCUUUUAGAGAAUUCCUGAGACAAAAGAGCAGAUGUGGUAGUACCACUGGUGGGUGGGUGGGUCUCUUUAUUUGGAAAACUUUAUCCAGGGGAUUUGAUGUUGCAUCUUACUAGUGCCUGAAUAGAAUUCAGUUCAUCCUGAAAUGUAACCAAGUUUCUUCAGAGGGAGAGUUGUGUGCAGGAGAAAUGCAGUGACAGAAAGAAGAAUCUACAAUGUUAUGGAAUCAAGAACUGCAGAUCUGGGUUUAAAUAUCAACUUGUUCAUGAAUUUUCUGAGAAAUUGUGGGAAAUGCUUAAUCUCUUUUCUUUUUUUGUAAAAUGAGAAUAGUAGCUGCCUAUCUUUUGUUAUAAAGAUGAUGAAAUGACUUAAUAAUUUUCUUGUUUUUAAAGUAUGACAAUCUUUAAAUGGACAGAAAUAAAUUUUUUUCAGUGAAAUUAA